UUUGUCUAAAUACUAUUAAAACAUUUGACUAUCAAGAUUGUUGUUCUUAGCAACAGAGGCAGCAUUCCCUCACCCGUCUAAGAAUGUUUUUGUGACACAAUUUUUACUGAUUGUAUAAUGAAUGAGAAAAACAUUCAGUUAAUGCUCGAGUUUCAGAGAGAAAUGCAGACUACAACAUCGCCAAAGCUUUGUACAGGGUGCCAGCAUGGAAAAAGACAUUAACACAGUGCAUGUGCGGAUGUGUGUGUGUGUGUGUGUAUGUGUGUGUGUGUAUGUGUGUGUGUGCAUGUAGGUGUGCGCCUGUGCGCAUGUGUGUGUUUGAGAAGGGCUGCACUGAAGUACUCAGCUGGGAGCAUCCAGUCAGUGACCCCUGUCUUUCCAACUGUGUGGAGAGAACUCUUCAGUGUGCGUGCAUGAGUGUGUGUGUGUGUGUGUGUGUGUGUGUGUACGUGUGUGUUUGCAGGACAGAAAGAGAGAGACAAAGAGAGAGUGAGAUAGAAGUACAGCACAAAGAACAGAGGAGCAUUGUGCGCUGCUGAGCCUCCUCAGGGCCACUCCGAGCACGUCGUUCACACGCUGGGGCUCACGUAGCACGGCCUGAGGAGAAGUCCUGAUCCGCACUGGCCUUUGCACUUUGCACCAACAACGACUCACACAGGGCAAAGUGGCCGCCUCGCUGUAUCUGUCUGGCCAGGCCAGGUUCAACACACACACACACCCUGAGCAGCACACUCACUGUACAUGUGUUGUUUCUCAUUUAGCAUUCAGUACUGGUGAACUAACCUCAGCAGAGGCAUCUCGACGAGCAUUUCUUCAGCACGGUCUCAGCGUGGUGGUGUUUUCCACAAUCAAGUUUUACGGUAUGCCAGCAGGACACCAUGUCCACAGGGACUCUCCGGAGAAAGAGGUCUCCCUCGAGUCUAACAAAAUGAAUAUGUAUGCUGUGCCCAACCCGGGAAUGCCAGGCUGUCCACCAGGAUUAGAAUACCUGACCCAGGUCGAUCAGCUACUCAUCAAACAGAAAGUUGAACUUGUCGAAGCCCUUGUUGGUUUCGAAAGCAACAACAAGUAUGAAGUCCGUAACGUAAUGGGCCAGAAUGUGUUCUACGCUGUUGAAGAAAACGACUGCCUGAGUCGACAGUGUUGCGGCCCAUUACGGCCCUUCAACAUCCACGUCCUGGACAAUUUUGGACAAGAGGUCAUCUCUGUAACCAGGCCGCUUAAGUGCAUGUCUUGCUUCUUCCCUUGUUGUCUACAAGAGCUUGAAGUGCAGGCUCCCCCUGGUAACACAGUAGGGUAUGUUAUACAACAGUGGCACCCGUUCUCCCCUAAAUUCAUCGUUGCAAACGAACACAGUGAGCCUGUACUGAAGAUCCAUGGGCCCUUCUGUGGAUGGAGCUGCCUUCCAGAUGUUGACUUUGAGAUUUUGACAAUGGAUGAAGUCAGUAAGAUUGGGAAAAUCAGUAAGCAGUGGACUGGACUUCUUCGAGAAGCAUUUACAGAUUCAGACAACUUCGGUAUCCAGUUCCCCAUGGAUCUGGAUGUGAAAAUGAAGGCCGUCAUGAUCGGUGCAUGUUUUCUCAUUGAUUUCAUGUUCUUUGAGAGUACUAACUAGGAGCCAAACAGGAUAUCCAUGAAAGCAUACAACAUUCCUGGAAGAACAAGGCCAUUAAGCCAUAAUGAUCAUUCCCAAAUGCCCUAACAUAGGACAACCUUCAAACAGAUAGUUUAAAGAAUGUACCACAAGGUACCUAAAUGUUAUAACUUUGCAUGAACAAUGAAAUAGAAGGUUUGUUUUAGUCUUUAGCUGCUCAGGUUGGUUGUUCAAACACGUUAUCAGGCUGUGAGUGCACAGUGCAGUGUUUUUUUAGGCAAUGUUUUCAGGAGGUAUUAAUUUCAGUUUACAUUAUGGUUACUGAGCCCAUCUGGGCCCACAACCUAUAAUUACUACUUUAAAAAAAUGAAUAGAAGGAUAGUAUUAAUAUACAUGUAAUGAAAAGGGAACACCAUUACAGGCAAGUGCUGUUAUACAGUUUGUGAAAGACAGAUUGGUGUUAUUAUGGUUAGUAUGCAAAGUGGGUCAGCCAAAUGGCAGAAUUUGGUCAUAUUAGUAGUUGAGAUGUUAAUUUAUAUAGAACACUAUGCUUGUAGCUAUAUUGUGUGAGAACUGAAGGACUCAUGUAAUGUAGUAGUAUGUAGUUCAAAUAUUUAACGUUCUUAUUUAUUGAUUUAUAUUUUGGUCUGUUUUGUUAACAAAGAGCAAUGCGUGUGUGUGCACUGCUUUGUGUGUGACCUUGUGUGUCUGUGUGCUAUGAGAGUUCUUGUGUGUGAGUUAAAACAAACUAUCAAAGGAUUUAAUAAUAUUUUCAGAUGCCAUAAUAAUUAUGCAUUGUCGACCCUGAGGUGGUCUUUGGGAACAGAUGGGUUAUGGCUUGAUGUCAUGUCCCAAUCUUGUCCACAAGAGGGAGCUAGCUUUUCAUUUAAGAAUAACCCCACACAGAUACACUGCCUGCUUAUGCCAUAGGUUUUUAUUCAGAUAUUAGUGUCUGGUGACAUUGUAUAUUUUUGGACAAACUCAGGUUGAAAUGCAUGCUACUGUAUUAUAGUGUUGGAUGUUGUUGGCUCCUGGAAUUACACACCUGCACCUGAUACUAUGAAUAUUAAGAUUAGGGUUUUGUCAUUCAAUCAUCUAAAUGUACAUUUUCUGGUGUAUCAACUUGAAUUUUUACAUUACACAUGGUGACACAGCUCUCCAUGUGUCAAAAAUGCUAAAUAAAAUCUUAAUUUCCAUUAAAUGAUUUAACUGAUAGAAUUCAAAUUCAAAUAGGAGAGUGGCCAUGAGUCAGAUUAGGGAUCGUACAAAGUAUUGUAGCAAAGACAUUAUGUAUGUGCUCUUUUUGAUAUUUGACAUUAUGAUAUAAUAUGAUUCAUCCAUAUAAAGUCAUCUGUGGUUCUGGAGGACUGGAAAGAAACAUACAGCUUAGGUCAUUUAUUAACAUAUAGCGGCAUAGCUACAGUUUCAAGCAGUAUUUUAUGCUUUUAAUAUAUUCACUUGUUUGUAGAGUUACCAAGUGGAUUUAUCUUAAACCUGAUGAGAAGCAACUUGAUAAGAGAAUAAAUUCAUGAUUAAGCCUUAUCGUGGAUGUUUUUUGCAGUCUAUUCUCUUUUCGUGGCUUAAGUUGUUGAGAAACUACUCAAUUUAAGUAAACAUGGAUAAGAUUCUUGCCAUUAAGAUUAGCCUGAUCAUUUGACAUGUCUUGUUCGGUUGCAUUUAUUGUAUAAGAUGCUGGUGCUACAUCUCUGAAGGCUAUUUGAUUGUGUUUAACAGCCAAAAAUUAAAGUCAGAAUGUGAUACAAAGGGAAUUUUGCUAUUCCCAGUCAGUUAUAUAUUAAAAGAAAAAGUACUUAUUCUUCUACUUUUGCACUACUACUGUGAACUAAUAAACCAUUUAGUCAUGCCAUGAAUGCAAAUAAACUCUUUGAGCUAAGCUUAAAUUGUGCAAAUAGUCCAUGGAAACACUUCAAUAAAAAAUAAUAUUGUGAUGUGUGCUAUUCUUUUGAUUUUUGUUUCUUCAAUCACCAAAUGCAUUUGGCAUAAAAACCACUGAUCCUCAAAAAAGAUUUUUAUAACAGCACUCGUUACCAGGCUCUACAGUCAAUUUAAUACAGUUUAUAUGAGUGUUACCACAUAAAUGGUCAUGUAUAACAGUAGCCAUGAUGUUAAUCAGUAGGGGUCUACCUACAGUACUGUAAUUGCCACCUUCACCUUUUUUAAAGCAUUUUUUUUUUUUCUUGGAACGUUCCCUGUGAAAUGUAAAUGUAAUUUCCCACCCUUUUUUGCUUAAAAAAAUUUGGCUUGUAGAGUAAUUGAUUGGGCCGAUUACAUCAAACAUAGAUGUCCUUGAAGGAUAACAUGAAAAGGGAAAUGAGAACAUUUCAUUUUCUGCCUUUUCAAGUAAGCCAUUAACCUGAAGCUGUUAACCUUGGAUGAACCUAAAGAACUCUCAUUAAAACUGCCUUUUUAAGCUUUUUUUAAUCGCACAUCAAUGAAAAGAGCUACUUUGGGGCUGAGUAACUUUGCCUUUUCUUUGGAACAGCUCAUACAUGUACGGUGUUUUUUCACAAACUGGUAAAAAAAAUAACGAUAUACGAUUGGAAAUAUUCCAACAUUUGAAGGUAACACUUUAUUUGGAUAUUCCGCCUACAAACAAGUAUUUGCACGAUUUCAAUUGUUUCACUUUGUAGAGCUUAACAGAUUAACUAAAGAGUAUAUGUGACAAUUCAUUAACAUACCCUGAUAUGAGAAUGCAAUAUCAGAAAAAAACAUUUGUGAAGCAGUAUUACCCAUUUUAAAUUUCACAUGAAUAUACUGUCAUUUUUCUGUGAGUCAUGGCAAAUACCACCACAUAAUAAUGAUAGAUUUUACACAUUGCUUGGCAUGGUUUUCUGGAAUAUACGACACAGCAGUGCUGUAGUUAUUGAAGUUGGUUGGAGCAAUGCUAACUGUGGAUGCAUGCACAUGAAGGCUCAGAGGGGACAUGGAUAGGGAUGAUUUUUUUUAAUCCAUUUUCUUGUGAUCAUGAAAAGAGUUUUAGUCAUGUAUGGUCUUGGGGACAACAAUGACGGUCUGUCUUUUGCUUACCAGCAUCACUUAACAGGUCGAAAUUCUAAUUUGUUCACUACUAUCAUUUAUGACCAAUUACCUGCUAAACUAAUGGCAGUCCCAUUGGCCUAAACUGCUGGGCCAAGUGUAGCUUUACCGACCCAAAAGCCUGGCCAAAGACUUUUGGGUCUGUGUGAUAUGUGAUCACAGUAAAAUAAAGAGAAGUGCACAUCUGGAUCAUGGUCUGUGUGCCUUAUAUACAUCAUGACAGACUCGAUUUUUAUUCCAGUAACUGCAGAAAUUCGUGGGAAUCUCUUGUUAAAAUUCUUGGAUCUAUACUCAUUAAUCUCUGCCCCCAAGGUUUAGAGUUAGCUAACAGCCAAAAAGAAAUUUGUUGUGCUGCCUUACUGGCAACUGUAACACGUGGCUAUCUUUUAGCCACAUUUUCUCUGGUCUGCUCUGCAGAGACUUCCUUAGAAAUCACACUCACUGGGGGCAUUUCGCAAGAAAACAUUUGCAGGAAUUGUGCUGCGAUAUUACACUACACAGGAACUCUCUACAUUUGGUAUGGAUUAAAUGGUCAGACCACACAUAAAUGAUGUCGCUGAUGUCAGUAGUGUGCAGCAGUGAUUU
Molecule: messenger RNA, 5236 nt
Organism: Larimichthys crocea (large yellow croaker)
Lineage: Eukaryota; Metazoa; Chordata; Actinopteri; Sciaenidae
Product: phospholipid scramblase 1
Exons: 8
Coding region: 863-1615 (250 amino acids)
Biological process (GO): plasma membrane phospholipid scrambling
Cellular component (GO): plasma membrane
Molecular function (GO): phospholipid scramblase activity
Source: RefSeq, a predicted model, not a curated record